UCUCUAUGGUGGUUGGCGGAGAGCGGCCGUGGCGCGGUGCAUGCUGGGAAGGAGGCGGACUCCUUCGCCGCUUCUCUGCCUUUGCCGCCGCCGCCGCCUUUGAGGAAAAGGAGGAGGAGGAGGAUGCCGAAUUUCUGUGCCGCCCCGAACUGCACCCGCAAGAGUACCUCGGCCGACCUGGCCUUCUUCCGCUUCCCCAGGGACCCCGCCCGGUCAGUCGCCCCGGGACCCAGCAGGAGGAGGGGAGAGGGAGAGAGGCGGGUUCACACGUUACGCGCGGGCAGAUGCGGGUUUGGCAGAUGUCAGCGGUGGGUUGAGAACUGCCGAAGGGCUGAUCUGGAAGAUAAGACACCUGACCAACUCAACAAGCAUUACAGACUCUGCGCAAAACACUUUGAAACGUCAAUGAUAUGCAGAACUAGCCCCUACAGGACAGUUUUACGAGACAACGCUGUGCCAACAAUAUUUGACCUCACAAGUCAUUUGAACAAUCCACGCAGCAGGCACAGAAAAAGGAUUAAAGAGCUGAGUGAAGAAGAAAUAAGAUCAUUAAACCAGCCAAAAAUGCCUCUUUUUCUAGGUGGUGAAGCUUUUGAACAAGAAAAGAUGAGUCAAGAGUCUGUUGACAAUGAUAUCCCAAACCCAGCCUCUGUGGAAGGAGGAGAUGAGCCCUCUGAAGAUAGCAUCCCUUUAACGCAAGAGGAGAGGGAAAACAAAGACUACCUUAAAUCUUUAUUUGAAAUUUUAAUCCUCUUGGGGAAACAAAACAUUCCUUUGGAUGGCCACAAUGCUGACUCACUCCCAGAAGGCAUCUUCACUCCAGACAACUUCCAGGCCCUCUUGGAAUUCAGAAUAAACUCUGGAGAUGAAGUCCUGAGGAAGCGCUUUGAGACCACAGCUGUGAACCUGGCUUAUUGUUCCAAGAUGCAGCAAAAGCAAAUGCUGGAGAUCUGUGAAAACUGUGUGCGAGAUGAGACCCUCCGGGAAGUCAGGGACUCUCACUUCUUUUCCAUUGUCACAGAUGAGCUGGUGGACCUAGCUGGUGAGGAGCAUUUGCCAAUACUGGUGAGGUUUGUCGAUUAUUGUCACAACCUGAGGGAGGAAUUCAUCGGGUUCCUACCUUAUGAGGCAGAUCCUGAAAUCUUAGCUGUUAAGUUCCAUACAACAAUUACUGAAAAAUGGGGACUGAACAUGGAAUAUUGCCGAGGCCAAGCCUAUAUUGUCUCCAGUGGUUUUGCUUCCAAAAUGAAGACUGUGGCUACAAGGAUCUUAGAAAAAUAUCCACAAGCUGUAUAUACGCUGUCUGCCUCUUGCGCCUUGAACAUAUGGUUAGCCAAAUCAGUUCCAGUUUUGCGUAUCUCUGUGGCACUUGGAACAAUUGAGGAGGUUUGCUCGUUCUUUCACCAGUCACCCCAGUUGCUCACAGGCUUGGACAACGUUAUCACUCUUCUCUUUCAGAACAGUGAGGAGAAGGGGAAUGAACUGAAGGGCAUUGUCCGUUCCAGUUGGACAGGCCGACAUGAUACCUUUGAGAUUGUGGUAGACCUCCUGCAGGCCUUCGUACUGUGCCUGGACAGCAUAAAUGACACUUCUAUCCGGUGGAACAGCUCUGUUGCCGGCCGAGCAUAUAUACUUUCCACUGCAUUAGCAGACUUUGAUUUUGUUGUAACUGUUGUGAUUAUCAAGAACAUCCUCUCUUUCACAAGAGCCUUUGGUAAGAACCUCCAGGGCCAAACAUCAGAUGUCUUCUUUGCAGCCAGCAGUUUGACAGCAGUGUUGCAUUCCUUGAAUGAGGUGAUGGAGAAUAUUGAGGUAUAUCAUGAAUUCUGGUUUGAGGAAGCCACCAACUUGGCCAUGAAGCUGGACCUAUCUGUUAAGCUUCCUGGGAAAUUUUGCCGAGCCCAACAAGGGAGCUUGGAUUCUGAAAUGACCCCAGAAAACUACUACAAAGAAACACUUAGCAUUCCAACUGUAGAGCACAUCAUUCAAGAACUGAAAGAUAUAUUUUCAGAGCAGCACCUAAGAGCACUGAAGUGUUUGUCUUUAGUGCCCUCUGUCAUGGGGCAGCUCAAAUUUAAUACGUCAGAGGAACAUCAUGCUGAUAUGUACAAAAAUGACCUCACCAACCCAGACACAUUGUCUGCAGAACUUCACUGCUGGAGAAUCAAGUGGAAACACAGAGGGAAGGAUAUAGAACUGCCCACCACCAUUUAUGAGACGCUUCAUUUGCCUGACAUUAAGUUCUUCCCUAAUGUGUACUCGUUGCUUAAAGUUCUCUGCAUCCUGCCAAUAAUGAAAGUGGAGAAUGAAAAAUUUGAAAUUGGCCGAAGACGCCUGAAGGCCUACUUGAAGAACACAUUGACUGAACAGAGAUCGGGUAACCUAGCCUUGCUUAACAUAAACUUUGAUAAUAAGCAUGACUUGGAUUUAAUGGUUGACACCUACAUCAAACUGUAUCCAGACAAAGCAGACUAUCCAGAAGAAUUCCUUCCAUCAUCAGAAGGAACAGAAGAGACUUAACGGAAUUACAGGGAAAGAUGACUCAAGCUCUUGGUUCUAUUUUUGGAUACUUGUUUCCAUUUUUUGGGGAGAGCAGGUGGUCAAACCUGAGAGAAUUAAUGAAUCACUGCAAGCAUCCUUCCAUUUAAGGUGUGUCUCUUUGAACAAGCCAUGAGACACUGACCCUCAGCUUAGCGUUUUAAAAAAGGUUGAUCUGUUCAGAUGUAAUAUCUGGAGUUGUAAAGACCUGGCUACCAUAUUGACACAGUUGAUGUGACUGUUCACUCUCUCCCUUGGUCCCAUUACUUAGCAUAAUAAUUUUAUGUUGUUACUUUGAGAAGACACACUUUGCGGUAACUGCAGAUCCUCUCACUCAAGUAACUAACAGGACAUGGUUUUUUUUUAAAAAAGAAAAAGAAAAUCAUUACUUUGACAUUUUUUGAUUAUCCAUUCUUAUUUUCCCUGUAACAGUGCUGUAAAUGGCCUGGGUUCCAGUGAACUAUUGGGAUAGUUUAAAUCAAGUGAGCAAAGUAUAGCCUGUGGUUCACACGCAGCCCCACAGGGUCAUUUUAUGGCCCCUAGUGCCUCCUGGGGCACAUUUUUUACUCAUACGCCCCCAGAUGUCCUGUAAGAGGUGUGGGGGUCAUUUUCACUACAUUUUAAACUCAUCUCCCCAGCCAUUUUGUACCCAGAAAAGCCCUUUAAAAAAGCAAGUCACAUAAUGUUUUGAAAAAAGGCUUCUCCUAGGCCUAAAUUGGCUGGAGAGGGGCUACAAAUAUGGUGAAAAUCCACCCACAGUCCCUGAAGAGCAUUGGGAAGCAUCUGGUGGCCUGCCUUGUAACCUGCCUUGAAUCCCAUUGUGGGGGAAAAGUGGGUUAUAAAUCCUUUAAAUAAAUAAAUAAAUACAUUUUUUUGACUGGGGUUGGAGGAACGUGGUCCUUUAAGGUCUCCUAAGGGGCUAGUGUAUUCCCUAGGCUCCCACAGUUGUCCACCCCAGUUUAGAGUUUGGUCUAAUCUGUGUACUGGAUGGGACUGUUGUCAACAUCUGGAACCCAUCACAGGCCUGGAAUUAGGUUUCACAGAGAGCUCUGGGACAGCCCCAAGUCUGUAUAUAAGAAUUUCGACAAAAGUCACCUCCCAAACAAGCACACCCCUUUUCUCUUUUCAAAAGAUUCUUCUUGGCUCCACCAAGGGAAUUUGUCCUUCAGUAUGGAGGCGAGUUUUCAUAAGUGUUCAUGAACCAGUGGCUCCUGUUCUUUGUCCAUUGGAUCCCCUGUACAGUGGCCAUUUUUGAACUCCUGCUUUUAUGAGUGGGUGACAACUUUCAGAAAUUAAGCUAUCUUUUAAAAUAAAUAAAUAAAUAAAGGAAAUAUAAGAGUAAUAUGCAGGAAGCAUCCAGAACUCUGUUCAACUAUAGACCUGUAUGUACAUUUUUACUAGCUUCCUUCUUGCCUUGAGGAUAGGAAUUACGAACAUAAAUGACAGAAGAAGUGGAAAUAAGAGGUUGUAGGGGUUUUUGUUUUGUUUAUUUUAGGUUUUCUAUGUAGACAUUGUAUGGAGAUUUUUUUUUCUGCUGGUAUUUUUAAGGCUACAAAGGAAACAUUUUUGUAUAGUUUUAUUUCCAUGCGCAAUAAAAUGUGAAUUUCCUAUUUUCAGUAUUAUCUGUUAGCUGUGGCUGUAGAGCAGCCUCUGUGUGUAGGUGUCCCUGGAACCAUAGGGCUCUGUAAGAGGUCACAAGGGGUUCCACAAGAGAUUGUGAAUGGAAAACAUAAUAAACGUUUUUUGAGCUGUA
Molecule: messenger RNA, 4291 nt
Organism: Sceloporus undulatus (fence lizard)
Lineage: Eukaryota; Metazoa; Chordata; Lepidosauria; Squamata; Phrynosomatidae
Gene: THAP12
Product: THAP domain containing 12
Exons: 5
Coding region: 124-2520 (798 amino acids)
Molecular function (GO): protein dimerization activity
Source: RefSeq, a predicted model, not a curated record